Molecule: messenger RNA, 3049 nt
Organism: Pseudoliparis swirei
Lineage: Eukaryota; Metazoa; Chordata; Actinopteri; Perciformes; Liparidae
Product: delta-1-pyrroline-5-carboxylate synthase-like
Exons: 13
Coding region: 105-2159 (684 amino acids)
Cellular component (GO): mitochondrion
Molecular function (GO): glutamate 5-kinase activity; ATP binding; glutamate-5-semialdehyde dehydrogenase (NADP+) activity
Source: RefSeq, a predicted model, not a curated record
GGCGUCUCCCAGCUGCAGCUCGCCGUCACGGAGCAGGAACACGUGGCGCUGACCGCUCAGACGCUGCUGCCCUCACAGCAGGAGCUCCCUCCAGUGUCAGCGCCAUGCUUGCCCGGCUGGCCUCGUGUUCUCGCUCGCCAUCCAGACUCCGUCAGUCCAGCGUCUGUCCGGUGUCCAUCAGAGCGUACGCUCCGGCUAAAUUCCCACGUCCUCAUGGCAAGUCCCUCGCCCACCGCAGUGAGCUGAAGCAGGCCAAACGCAUCGUGGUGAAGCUGGGCAGCGCCGUGGUGACGCGGGACGAGUGCGGCCUGGCACUGGGGCGGCUGGCCUCCAUCGUAGAGCAGGUCACGCCGUUCAUGUCGCCCAGGCGUGAGAGACACUGCGGCUGCGUGAAGACGGCGCCACGUACCUGCACACUCGUCACCUUUCGGUCUCCCUCUAGUCUCCCUCUAGUCUCCCUCCAGUCUCUACAUUUCUGUCCCCUUCUGCAGAUUCUGGUCACCAACCUCGAUUUCCACGACGAGCAGAAGCGCCGCAACCUGAACAGCACGCUGCACGAGCUGCUGCGGAUGAACAUCGUGCCCAUCAUCAACACCAACGACGCCGUGGUGCCGCCCCCCGUUCCCAACAGCGACCUGCAGGGGGGGAAUGUGAUAAGCAUCAAGGACAACGACAGCUUGGCUGCUCGGCUGGCCGUUGAGAUGAAAGCAGACCUCCUCAUCGCCCUGUCUGAUGUCGAAGGCUUAUACGACCGGCCCCCGGGGACAGACGAUGCCAAACUCAUCGAUAUAUUCUAUCCCGGAGACCAGCAGUCGAUCACCUACGGCACCAAGUCCAGAGUCGGCAUCGGCGGCAUGGAAGCCAAGGUGAAAGCGGCGCUCUGGGCUCUCCAGGGCGGGACGUCGGUCGUCAUCGCCAACGGCACACACCCGAAGGUCACCGGCCACGUCAUCACGGACAUCGUGGAGGGGAAGAAAGUCGGCACCUUCUUCUCUGAAGUGAAACCUGCAGGUCCGACCGUGGAGCAGCAGGCGGAGAUGGCUCGCCAUGCAGGCCGGGCUCUGGCCUCCCUGGACCCCGAACAGAGAGGGGAGAUCAUCUGCUCGCUUGCUGACCUGCUGACGGAGAAGAAAGAUGAGAUCCUCAGUGCCAACAAGAGAGACAUGGAGUUAGCAACCACAUCAGGUCGUCUCUCUCAGCCUCUGAUCGACCGUCUGAGUCUCUCGUCUGCGAAGCUGAACGGCCUCGCCAUCGGCCUCCGUCAGCUCGCCGUGUCGUCCAGGCAUAGCGUGGGUCGGGUUGUGAGGAGGACCAGGGUGGCCAACAACCUGGAGCUGGAGCAGAUCACCGUCCCCAUCGGGGUCCUGCUGGUCAUCUUUGAGUCGCGUCCCGAUUGCCUCCCGCAGGGCGGUAAAGCCGGCGUCCGGCUGUCGACGCGAGGCCUUCGCUCAGCGGGGGCUGGGGGACUCACCCGGGUCACUGAAGGUCACGUUGACGUGCUGGAUGUUGCGUUUCAGGUGUCGGCUCUGGCUAUUGCCAGUGGAAAUGCUCUGCUGCUGAAGGGGGGUAAAGAAGCGUCCAACACCAAUAGAAUCCUACAUCAACUCACACAGGAAGCGCUCUCCAGCCACGGAGUGGCGGACGCCGUUCAGCUGGUGAGCACCCGGGAGGAAGUGGAGGAUCUGUGCCGACUGGACAAGCUGAUCGACCUGAUCAUCCCGAGGGGCUCGUCCCAGCUGGUCCGGGACAUCCAGAGGGCGGCGAAGGGCAUUCCCGUCCUGGGCCACAGCGAGGGCGUCUGCCACGUCUACCUGGACAACGAAGCCAGCAUCGACAAAGCCAUCGACAUCGUCUCAGCAUUUCUCCCGGAGACACGGAGACCGACACCGGAGGCUCGUGGGAGAGGAGAAGGUCCGCAGAGUCCGUCUCCGAACCACGCAUGCGCGGUUAGAUGUGGUCCGACUGGCCCUGACGUCAUGAUCACGUUGGGCACCGAUAAUCUCACGAGAGCGAGGCGCUUGCUGUUGCUUCUUUACGGACUGCCUGGCCCAGUGCAUGAUGGGAGAUCCCAACGAGGCAGCUGGAGACCCUCCCACGCAGGCACGUGCACAGGUAGAGCCCUAGUGGUGCUCAAGCACCUCCCCCUUUGCCCUGGAUGAGUAAAGUGCCCUUUUUGCUGGAGCCCACUUUUUUCAUUCAUCAGUAUUUAAGAAGAAAAGUUACUCUCUCUCUGUCAUCAAGUCCCCCCAAAUGUGUUUUAAUAUCCGACGGGGCAUUUAUUUGAGUUCUUGUGAGAAUUUCGCCCCGACAUGCUCCGCGACGCUCGUGAUGACGCUCCCACGUGAUGACGCUGUUUGGACACGCCCCCUGCUGCUGCCGCCGGCUCUCGUCUGCUUUCCAGGUGAGAAGCAGUUCAUCUCCAACGAGCUACUUUGAGCCUUUGUGAACCCUUUCCGUGGAGCAGCAUUAUAUGCAUACAUGGCACCAAGAGAAUUACCCACAAUGCAUUGCAAUGUGCCGUUAAACACGGGUUAACCAGUCGAAGCAUGGAGAUGUCACGUUGGUGUUCAGCCUGCAUGUGAAAUACAUCAGAAACAUUAAGGAUUAAAGAUGGAACAUUAAAACACAGGAAAUCAGAGCAUGUUUAUUCAUUUAUUAAACAUUUGUUUUGUUAUUGAAGCUGUUUUGACAAAAACAAGUAAAUAGAUUAUUUUAAAUGAUGUUUGGAAGACGUUCAAGUCAGGGAGUAAAAGUAUGAACAAAUACCCACAAUUGAACACAAUAUUUGUUGAUGUUGUCAUGGUAACGGGAUAUGUUCAAGCCCUACAGCAGGGGUGUCAAACUCAUUUUCACCGAGGGCCACAUCUGCCUCAUGGCUGCCCUCAAAGGGCCGGUUGUCACUAACACGGUAUAAUUCUAACUACUCCAGAACAUAUUGUUAAAUAACUGUCUUUGCAUUUGUUUAUUGUUUAUUUAGGUGUACUUAUAUAAAUGUAUAACUAUAUAUGCAAAUGUAUUUAAUAUUAUAAAAUACAUCUAUUUAAUUUCA